Formica exsecta is the source of this 11967-nucleotide messenger RNA. RefSeq names its product vacuolar protein sorting-associated protein 13B (gene Vps13B). The record is from RefSeq and is a predicted model, not a curated record. Lineage: Eukaryota; Metazoa; Arthropoda; Insecta; Hymenoptera; Formicidae. The transcript is spliced from 39 exons. The coding region runs from base 465 to 11780 and encodes 3771 amino acids.
UAUAGCUGCCUUCAUAUGAGAUGUAACAGCUGGCAGUUUACAGUUUGUUGCGGAGAGAGGUUAAUAGACGUCAUCAUAUCGAGACAGAUCAUAAAAUAGCCACGAUCAAAACUGAAAUUUUAAAUUGAAAGUUGCGUCCGUAAGACGAAAUUGAUGUUACCGCUGCGUUUAUCGUAUUUGCGGUAAUAAAUAGUGUUUAUGUAAUAGUUUCGAAAUCGCGUGGCUUGUCAUUUGACAGACAAGUCUAUAUGCCUCUCAGGAUAUAUAGUAUUCAUUCAAAAUUAUUGGAUACUAUUUCACUAAAUAGAGAUGGUAUAAGUUAUAAAAUAUAUAUUAUUUAUUAUUAUAAAAAGACAGAGAAGAAAGAUUUCUGAUACUGAUUUCUAAUCUAAGACAUAACUCUUACUAUUUUUAAUGAAAGAAGUUUAUAAAAAUAUGAUAGAUGUCUUGCGCUGCCAAACACAAUGUUUAAAUUGGAAUCCUAUAUAACACCAGUAAUACUUAGUUAUGUAGAGAAAUAUGUAAAAAAUUUUAAACCAGAACAAUCACAGGUAUCCUUGUGGGGUGGAGAUGCAUCGUUUCAAAAUCUGGAUCUACGAUUAGAGGUAUUGGAGGAGCAACUUAAUCUUCCAUUCGUAUUUGUUAGUGGCCACAUACAUGAAUUGUUGAUACAUGUUCCUUGGGUAAAAAUUACCUCUGAACCAAUAGUUGUUACCAUUAAUACUAUAGAGUGCAUCUUAAAAUUGAAAGAUGAGAAUACCACAGAAACUAACCCAUCGACAUUACAAAAGAAAAAGGAGGUGGUACAAGAGGAAGCUCCACCUGGAUACAUAAAAAGUAUAGUCACAAAAGUUAUUAAUAAUAUUACUAUUCACUGCAACAAUCUCAUCUUGAAAUAUGUAGAAGAGGAUAUUGUGCUUAGCGUAAAUGUCAAAUUAUUAAGUAUGCAAACUGUUAAUAAUAAAUGGGAGCCAGCAUUCGCUGAUAUCAACACUCAGGAAGUGAUGCUUAGAAAAGUUAUUACUAUCCAGGAUUUGACGUUGUGCUUAGAUAAAAUGGAUGCAUCAGGAAAGAUAGAGAUAUAUCAGGAUCCUGUUUUAUAUCGAUGCUCAAUGACAAUCCGCAUGAUUAUAAACUAUCAUAGCAACACUUUGAAGAGAGCAUCCAUCACGAGACUUGAUCUUCAUUGCGAAAAAAUGGAGUUUAGUAUGACUGAACAACAAAUACCGAUGCUCCUCAGACUGGCAGCCUUGGUAAUGGCGUUACAAACAAAGCAAUUUCCACUAAGCAAAGAGAAAUCUUCCAUUACUGUGGAUGAGAGAGAGGAUGUUAUACAAGAUGAUACAAGUCAGGUAGUGGGAACUUCGACAGAUGCAGUUGGAUGGGGUGGAUGGGCUUGGGAUAUAAUGUCAUCUGUUCUGCCUGUUGACUGGGACAAUAAUUGGUCCGCCGAACAACAAAUGGCAUAUUCUGGUCAUACCAUACACUUGGGUAUUUAUAUAGAUGAUGCUACUUUAACGUUUAAGACUGUCGAAAGCGUCAAAGAACAGUUAUUUUACAAAUCUCGAAAAAUUAGAUACAAAUCGUUUUUAUCACUUCAAUUAAAUGGAGUUGUGAUGGAUACCUUAAUUCAAGGAAUCACAAUGACAACGUUUCAAGUAGGAGUGGCGUGCAUACAGCUCUAUCCACGAGGAACGUGCAGUUGCGGGCAUGUAGAAGUCGUUGAUGGUGAACAGCCGCCUCUUUACAUAAUAGCUGGGAACUUGAAUACUGAUUAUCUGAAAGAUUCGUUGUUUGACGAAGAAGCUGUAGAAAACAAAGGAAAGAAAAGAGAAUACAAGCAAGGAAUAGAUUAUCACUUGACAAUAGCUUCGGUUGAACAAUUAUUAGAAAGGUGUCCAGCGUUUGUGAUGGAUUAUGUUUAUUACAUGGAUUUGCCCGACGACAUAACACCUGAAAGACUACUCGAGUUUGGAUCAAACUUUGAAUACAGCAAUUUUCAGGAACACAGGAUAAUGAGGUACCUAUCUGGAAAUUUGACAAUCAGAUUAUGCUCUGGUAUUUUUCAUCGUAUUGAUACUAUCAAACAAGCUGCAGCGAAAUAUGAUUAUAAUCCCUACAUUGUAACAAAACCAGAUCCUCUCAUCGAUGAAUUACCUCCAGUUACAUUAGAAGAGUACGAAGCACUCAGAGAGAAUGUAUCAAUGACGGAAACAAAAUUAAUAUUAAAAACAGCGUCGCUGCAACUACAAUUGGCAGAUCAUUGCGUCAUGGGAGUGCCGCGGCAACGUAAAAUUGUCGAAGCUCGGACCAUUCCAUUAUCUCCAGCUCUUACGGAUGAUCCUUUUGUAACCAUUGAAUGCGAUGAAGCAAUUGCCACCAUAGUUCAGCCUAUGUAUCCGUUUAGACUCGUGGCUUGUGCGUCCAAAUUAACAGAUUUACAACCGGAAAUGUUUAUCCAAUGCCACGCGAUUACUGACAUACAAAUAACUGGAGCGAAAAGUCAACUCCACUUGACAAAAACUUGCGAUACUUCAAUAAUGAUGCCUUAUUCGGUGCAAGCUUCUUCAAAGAUAUUAUUAUAUCCUCAAUAUUGGCGAGACAUAGACAUGGUUCAAAAAUCGUACUCUUUUCAAACGGAUAGUGUCACUAUCACGGGGACUAAGGCAAAAUUAAUGGCUGCUGUAUCUAUAGCAACUUCUAUUUUUAAUUCUGCAGAUACAACAAAUCCACUUAUCUGUUCUACUCUUUUUAAUGAUGCCUUUCAAGAGAAAUCACCAGUGUACUUAGAAUUAUACCUAGAAAAUAUAAUGUGCAAAAAUGUAUCAUCUUCGGUUAUGAUAUCAAACGAGAUGAAUGUAAACUCUAUAAAAAUAUUUGCUCUCAAUGAUUUACAACAAACUUUUAUUCUUUCGGGUCCAGAAAAUUAUGACGGCAAUGACACAGGAAAUAUACCGCUUUUAUCUAGUAUAAUACAGUUUCCUAAAAAUGUCGAACUACAUACACAUCCAUCACUUGUUUCGUUUAAAAUUGCCGAAAUCAGGGCUUCGUUGGAUCCACUUUUUUUUGAAUGGCUAAAAUAUUGUGCUACUUAUCAUAAAUCGGGAAGUACACACGUAUUACGUUCAGAUAGCCAACAGUUGAUCACCGAAGGUACAUCGUCCGAUACAGGUACUCGAAAGAAAACAUUUCCGAGUCUGUAUGAAAGUGUGCAUAGUUCAUCGGACAAAGAGAAAAAGAGAUCAGCUGUGACAGAAAAGUCGAAAACACUACGAUACGAUGAAACGCAAAAGAAAACUGAAUCUAAAACAGAAGAGGAACAGAAUUUGCAGAAAUCGGGAAUAUUGGUCAAAUUAGCAGAGUCAUAUUCGCAGUGGAGCAGUCUGGUGUUAAAUGGUUAUAUAGGACAUAUUGUUAUUUACAUUCCAUCUAAUACAAUGAGUGGCAUUGGCGCUGAUGGCAUAGAAGAAGCCAAAGACAGAGCCUUAACAGAGAAUCAAGAUUUACAAAUAAUGUUAAUAAAACUGCCAAGUCUUCUUAUACACUCAUCUAAUUUGAAUGCUGAAUCUUUGAACCCGUAUUUGCAAAAAAUUCCUGUUAUAUUACCAGAAUCUAUGUGGACAUGCCGAUUACAGAGCUUUCCUUGGACGUUAAGUCUUGUAGACUUUCAUUGUUACACAUUGCAACAGAGGACACAAAAAAAUUUUAUAAAGAAAGUUACAUUAAAUGCUACAGUGGCUCUUACAACUAAGACAGCUGCAAUUCAGUCAAAUACACUUACUGCUUUAAGCAUUUGUGUACAUAUUGAUAAUUCUCCUAUUCUUAUUUCACUUUCGGAGGAACAGAUUGUUUUCAUGAGCAAUAUAAUCUUAAAUAUUGUAAAAAUAUUACAAACUCUGUAUAGCUCUCGGGAAAGUAACACAAUUGUACGACAGAUGAGCAAUGAAAUGCAAAUUGUUCUCCCUGCCAUACCUCAAACUCCAUCCACCCCGACACAAAUAAUGUAUCAAGAAGAUACAACUAAUUCAACCAUAUCUACAUCAAAAGACGAUCUAGGAUAUGAGAAAGACGGUUUAGUUGUAACAGCAUGGAUCCAAUGGACCAUAACAAAGGUAGCAAUUAAAUUAUACAUUAUGGAACAAGUAGACGGAUCUUCUUUAAAAUUGAUAUUGGAACUGGAGGAUAUUAUAACAUCCUUAGACCUGCAAUCAGUCUAUAUGCAAUUAAAAAGUAAAAUAACAACAGCUACGAUAUUACAUUAUGUUAGAGGUUCACAAGCAUUAAAUUGGGAUGCUGGCGAAUACGCCGGACUAAUACUCUGCGGAAGAGAAGAUAAUUUAGAGAAAGGCGAUGAUUCGGGUUUUCUAAGUUUUACGCUUACUCGUGCAAAAUCAGGAAAUGUGUACACACGUUGGGGUACUCACAAGCGUUACAAAUCACAAAAGGUAGGACAAAAGAAAGAAAUGCUGAUUGAUUCGGCGUUGUCCAUGAACGGCUACAUUUCUGAAAUAUUCAUCAAAAUGCAAAUGGUCGAUAUAAUCUUACCACUUAGUGUAAUUGGUAAAUAUAGCCAAUUGCUAAAACCUUUUGCAUGUCUUGGUUUAUAUAUCGAGAAAAGUACGGAAGUCACUCGUGGCAAAAGCACAUCAACGCCAUUAAUUGAUAUAAUCACUCUGAAUAAUGAAUCAUUACCAUUGAUACAUUUGGAGUUCAAAGGUUUUCGACUCAUGAUGCCGGCCUUAAGUCAAGCAAAUAAAUUGCAACAUGAUUUAUUGAUGCUCCAGUUGGACGGAAUUCGUAUCACGCCGGAUGCGGAAAAUCCAAUUUGCAGAACUCCAUUGCGAACUGAUAUAUAUCAGCUGGCUGCUCAAGCAAAUAUAUUAAAUGUACCAGGUUCGGCCGUGGAAGAUCGUCAGUAUCAAAUUAACGUUAAAGGAUUGUGCGCAUAUACCACUACAUGGAGGAAUUAUCAGCUAAGCAUUAAUAAGAGGAUGUCUCAAUCAUAUCUGUAUACAAUGAAUGAGAAUCCUGCAUUGGAAUGGAAUAAGCUCGGGAAUGGUAGUAGUCUCGAUCCGUAUUUCUCUACAUCUCCUGUAUUAACAAAAUUUGAUCUCUGUUUGAUCAUUGCACCAGCUGUCACAUUUAAGGGUGACACGAUAGUUUGUGGAAGUGCCAUUGAAGUGAAUUGCAUUACAGACAUAGAAUUGACAAUAAAUUUGGAUCAAAUUAAAUUAAUAUUGACGCUCAAUAAUGAAUUUAUAACGCUAUUGUCUGGAAGUUUUGAGAAAGUGGAAGAUCAAAAUAGUUUUAAUAACACAGUUCAAAGAUUUCCUUCGGGCUCUCAAAGCGUAAAACCUGUCAAUUGGUUGAAACAGACGUUAGAUGAUCCAGAUAUCGAUUUUACAAAAGACAGUGGUGUUGAUUUUGAGAUGUCUAGUGUACAUUCGACAGUAAUUGGGAGACCUGCGGUUGCUGAAACAAUGAUACUUCCACCAUUUGAAUUUUUAGUGAAUUGUGGAAAGAUAACUCUUAUCUUGUAUGAAGUUCAGAACGCAUUUCUUAAUUUAGAGGAUGAUAUAGAUAUACACAAAACUGAUUGUGAAGACGAUAACGAUAAUGUAAAACAGUCAUUACUUUAUCUAAUGAUUAAUCAACCGAAUAUUUACUUUUCUCAGCAACAUUUAUCUAAAAAAAUUCAAAUAUCCUGUUUUGAUAUAACAACGGCACUUGGCGAUGCCCAAAAUCUGAACACGAUACCGACUGAAAAGGAUUUCAAAAUUUUUAUGAUAGAAACGAAGCAUGGAGAUUCACAUCGAGACACGGGUAUCCCACCUUCUUUUGCUACAAUAAAAUCUGAGAUGAUUCUAGGCAAAAAUCGACAAUUUUUUAUCGAAAUGGGACGACCGACGAAAAUACAUCUUUCUUUAUCUCGGCUCAACCAGCUUUAUAAUAUACGGAAUAAGGUACUAUUGUGUUUUAUGGAUGGUGAUGCUACACAAGUACCAGCAAAGGAAAAGGGCGCUGCGGACCUUCAAAAUCUCGCAGGAUCGACAAAAUCGAGAAAAUUCAGUGUACCUGAUCUACAUCUAAACACAAAACAAAUCGUAUUAUCUUUAAAGACUGACACCGGAGCAGAAAUCAUUAUUAGUUUAGCAUCAUUAAAUGGGAAUCUGUCAACACUUGUGAGACCAGAUAGGAUCUAUUCAAACUUAUCCAUAGAUUCUUUUAUUAUAUCUGCUAUCCUAAACGGAAAUAUCAAAGUGUUAUUAAAUCCAUGGUGUUGCAACAUAACAACUUGCUUAGUUUGGGAAUCUUCAUACAACAGCGAAGUCAUUCCGCAGAUACAGAUACAGGCAGACAGUGAAAGUCUAUAUCUUGAUUUUGGACCUGAUCAGAUAAAAAUUAUAAAAAUGGUCAUGCAAGAUUGCCAGUUGCUCUUAAGCGAAUUUGCCUCGUUCUCUACAAACGAGAGUAAAAAUGAGAAGCAAAUUGUAUUAUCGACUGAACAACAUUACAAGGAUGAUUUAAAAGCUGGUGCAUUCCAAUUUGUCGAUGGCACUGCGGACGAAUUACCUUUUCCAUACCAAGUAGUAUUCUUUGCUUAUCCUCAACAAGCGAUGGCUUGGAGAUAUCCGCAACCACGCACAUUAACGAGAAUACAUAUAUCUCCUGUUCCAUUUGAAACAAUGGACGCCGAUGGCAAUUAUAUCGACAGAAUUUCUUGCAUCCUCGAAUAUUGGAGCGACAGUCACAUGUCGUAUCAACGUUACGCAGAUUUUUACUUAUCGGAAACGGAUUCUUAUCGAUUGGAUUUACCAGAAAGGGCACCGGCACGUGCGGUGGCCUGCGUGUGGCGCGUGGUCAUUUCGUCCAGCAACAAGCGGUCACUCUCGAAAAGCAUCGUUUCCGCGCGUGCUCUCGCGGCCUGCUUGCGCAUCGAUUCCUACUUUAAUCCUCUGUUAAUACCAAACGUGCAGAUCGCCUUAAAUAUCGGCGUGCUUCACAUGUCUCUGUACAAUCAUAUCGAUACUACUGUGUACAAUAAUCUGCCGCCACCGCUGGAUAGGUACACGUUGAACGGAAGGAUCCCCGAGAUACAAUGUUUUAUGUCUGUGGAAAAAAAGGGGGCUAUUCUAGUGCUUAACAAAUGGGUAGACGACUCCACACUGCUCGAUAUCGGCGGUACUUUGAGCGUGCACGUGUUAGAUUACAGUCAUUUGACCAUGCAGGAGGUGCUGGAUUCCCUGGAAGGAAGAUUACAGUUGUCGUUAUCGGACAAGAUAGACGUGUCGUUAACGAGCAACCCGUUUACAUUGAAAUUGGGUCCGGCGAUCACUCACACUCUUGCGGUCUCCACCCGUCUAUGGCUGGCGUCUUUCGAUGAGGAGGAGAAAAGUGUGAUUGUCCUGACGCGUUAUGUAAUUGCGAACGAUAGCAAUGUAGCUAUCCGUUUCGGUCAAAGUGGCACUGGCGACAGUAUACUUCUCGAGAGCAGGCAGUGUAACUUCUACUCGUGGCGACAGAUUGGCAAUCAAAUGAUACGGAUAUCAAUCGAAGAGAACGCCUGGGUGUGGAGCCGGUCCUUUCCGGUCAACAAGGAUGGAAUUCACGUGAUAGAAUUCAAUAAUUCGAUGACCGGCGGCACGGUGAUUUUCGUGAAUGUAACGUCGCUUUCCGCUACGCAGAAACUCGUAACGUUCUCGGGGCAGCUUGUAAUUUCCAAUCAAUUGAAGGAUAAUUUUGAGAUGAAAUUGGUAAAGUACGAAGCAGAUGUCGGCUCUAAGGUAACAGUCUCGAAGGAGGUGUAUCCCGUACCGGGUAAGAGCUUUCCGUCAUCUAUUAUGCUUGAAAAUGACAGAAAAAUGGCUAUGCGGCUACGUUUUACCAAUUUGACGCACUUAUCCUGGACCGGCGACAUUCCUCUUCAACCAAAUGUCAAAUGGGGCCAGCCCUGGCUUGUAAAAGUACCGCUCCAAGAACGCGGUCAAUUUUUUAGUAUCUGGGUACGGAUUGUAACGCAGACGAUACAGGACAAGGUGAAGAUCCUCGCGGUAUUGAGUCCGCUUUACAUGAUCAGAUCGCAUUUACCAGUGCCGGUUAGAGUCCAGAUGGAAACUCCGUCCUUGAAGAUGUCGUCGAGCACAGUAGUGAACGGUCGCGGCGAGUGUCAGCAACUAUACUGUCCCGGUACAUUCGAGCACUUUCAUCAACUGACGUUUCAACUGGAGUCCGGUGUCUCCGCGUCGAAUCCUUAUGUACCGCUUUCGUAUAGUUCGGUGGAUCAGAGAAAGUUCUUCAGAAGAUCCGACGUCGAGGACAUCGACAAAAUUCUGCGAGAUCUCAAAGACCGAAAGGACGAUGCGAAAUGGCCUUUUCAAGGGGACGACACGGGGGAGGAAUGGAUAUCUGCGGAGCAGCCGCAGACACACGUACAGGUGAAGUAUCAAGACGCAGGACUGGUCUCUAGUACUUUGUUGUUGGAACUGCAGCCUUGGUGCUUCGUAAUGAAUUCGCUAGGCUGCCAUAUCUCGCUGGUAUCGGAGGAUACAGAGUUGUGCCAGAUCCCUCACUACGGCAUAGUCACGCCGCCCAAGUUGGAAGGCACCUUUCAUGUGGGCGUCGGAAUCGGCGAUACUUAUUACACGUCGCAAACGUUGCAGCUGGCACGACCCGAUUGGAGCCAGAGCUUCUACAUGCCGCGAAUUAAUGGCAUCAUACCGGUGGACGGAAACAUCAAGACGUCCGUGGACUGUGGCACCAGCAUAUCUAUCUUAAGCAUCGGUUCCUCUAUGCACGAAGACAUGCGUCUGGUGCGAAUCACGAGUAGCCACGUGAUCGCCAAUUUGACAUCUCAGGAAUUGUGCGUGGCCACGCUCGCGGUGCACGAGGAAGCGAGAAACCUGCAGCUGCCGCACGAUCUCACCCCUUGCAGCCUGAACGUCUCGCCGUCCGAGGAUCAAAGGCAGGGUACACCAAUCGUACAAUGGUACACGCUGUAUACGGAAAGCAAUGUCGAGCCGCUUGUAUUGUAUGUAUCUUUCAGCCUCGGUCAUAGAUGGUCCUGUCCGAUCAGAGUAGACCAAGCGAUGAGCCGCAAAUCCGUCGCAAUUCCAAACGGUUCUUCGACCAUGCCGGUUAUCGUGACAACGCAAGAAGAUAAAGGUACCACGUUCGUCGUGAUACACAGUGAUGAUCAUCCGCAAUUGUUAAUCGAGAAUGCUUGCGGCUUUAAGAUCCUGCUGGGACAAGCCGAUGAAAGAGGAAACGAGAUAUUACCGGAUAGCGUCCAUUUUACGUGGAUGUGCGAAGUUGAUAGCGGAGCAACAUUUCACUAUUCCCUUCCUUGCGUCAGUAAUAGGCUACCCGAUACUGUCGUUCCAAGCGCGUCGAACGUGCUAUUAUUUUCCACUGUGCAAAACGAUCAGGUGACAGAAAAGACAAGUCUAAAAUGGUCGAGAGGCGUGAAUCUAUCCGCAUUGUCGUCUACGCCGAUGGACCAGUAUCUGCGAUUGCCUUCGUACGGCGACGUAAAGCUUAUAAUGCAGAACUGCUGUUACACCACUCAUAUCAGCAUCGUGCCUAUCUCCCAGAUUGAAAUAUCCGCUCAAGACAUUAGAAGUAGAUUACUGCGGAAGAAGAAUACGGCAAAGGAUCACGAUACAAUCGCGCCGAUUCCAUUGAAAAGAUCAGAAGAGGAUAAACUAUUGCAGUAUGUACAGAGUUCAAGUAGCUCAACAUCGUUAACAAGCUUUUUCUCGGCCCAAGAAGACACCUUGCCGAUGGAAUCGAUGGUUGUCACGUCAUCGUUGUCGAAGCAAUUGAUUCCGAAAACGACAGACAAAAUUCCCACUGAUGAAAAUCAAUCGAGAUCUUCCAGCGAUGCCACUUCGACGAAUUCUAAAGAAGGCUCUGUAACAGUUUAUCUGCGUGCGUGUACUAUCGCCAUUCUUCACGACAUCAAUGAAAAUACGCAAAGAAUCGAAGUCGCGAGUCUAUCUAUGACGGAUUUGGUUGUCACCGUAAAUUCUAAGGCCAGAUUUAUCAAUCUACAUUGCUACAUAGGCGACUUGCAGUUGGAUAAUCAAUUAUUUGAUCAGGGAGGUUUCGACUUUCCUGUAGUAUUGAUAAAUCAGAAUCCAUUGCCCAACAGGGAGAUGGCGUUUUACAGCAAUAAUUGUUUAAUGACGAAUAUGGAGAAAAUCAAACAUGAUUCUUUAAUAGCUGUCGAGUACGUCUGGGAAGUAAACGGAAAUAUGAUAGCAUCGAAGGAAUAUCGCAUGAGAAUCGCGCCCAUUAGCGCAUAUAUCGAGGACACAUACAUAACGCAAUUAUUAGAUUACGCAACUUCGAUGAUACCACCACGUUUGGUAUUGAACGACAGUCCUAAGCGGAUUCAAACAAUAGCUAUUUCGAAUGCAGUAUACAUACCGGACUACAUCAUGAUCGACUCGAAAAUCUUGAGUAAGCCAUUGAGAUUGCAAAACUUUGUGAUAGAACCGUUAUCCAUUUUAUUGAGCGUUCACACCUCUGUACGAUUGUACGUCGCUCUGGAUCAUUCCCCAUUGUACUUCGGUAUCUUCGAGAGGAAGAAUCUACUGACCACACCUUACAGGCUUGGCAAUGCGCUUACCAUGCAUUACUUGUCCGGCGCUAUAUUUGGAGCAGGUUGGGUGGUCGGAUCGUUAGAAAUACUCGGAUCACCAGGAGGUUUGGCACAAGCACUCGGAUCCGGUCUCAGAGACUUCGUUUCACUACCGUUUCAAGGAUUGUUACAAGGCCCGUGGGGUUUCAUCGUUGGAAUUACGCACGGAUCAGCCAGUCUGAUGAAACACGUUACAGCGGGUACUGUGAAUUCCGUAACAAAACUAGCGUCUAGCGUCGCGCGAAACUUGGAUCGUUUAACGUUGGACGAGGAACAUCUUCAGCGACAAGAAGAAUCGCGCAGAAUGCGUCCUCAAGGCAUGGCGCAAGGACUUUACCAGGGUUUAACUGGUCUCGGAAUGAGUCUACUCGCGGCUGUGGCUGGCUUGGCGCAUCAUCCUCUGCAGCAAAUGUGGUCAGGCGAGGCGACGACCAAGAGUUUAGUCACCGGAGUCGGACUCGGUCUAGUCGGCGUCGUGACUAAGCCACUGAGUGGUGCCGCGGAAUUGGUCGCUCUCACGGGUCAAGGAUUAUUACAGGGAGCUGGAUGGAAUUCCUUGCCUACGCCACGUCAGAGACCAAUCGUGCAAUAUACUACUGGCAAUAAUAGCACGUCUGUGCGAUACACCUGGCGUUUGUCACCCUUACUCGAUCACAGUCACGACAAUAUCCUUCAUGUGACUAGCGCAGAUUACGUCAUUCACCAGGGCAGUAAUCGCGCGGUGACACUCGUUCUUACACGACAAGCUCUAUUACUUGUUAACAUGGCAGAGGACAGCGUAGAACGAAUAUUCUCAUUAAGAGAAUUGACGAGCGUUGAUCAUAUCGCGGAAUCAACCAUGUUGUGCUUGUACUGUCCACCGGCUGCAACACAAUCGAGCAGACCUUUAUCGCCAGUCGAACACGAGAUGAAUCAAGAAAUGAGAGCGCGAGUUGAAGAGUACGUGCGGACAAGCAGCACUGGCUUGGCCAGCGUAUCAACCAAUAGCGACAGACAGUCCGAUACCUUUGAGAAAAUGUCUCCACAUCCAGAACAUACACUUACGUUUUAUGUUUGUCCAGAUACCCGUAAUUAUUUACUAUCGUUGUUCAACAUUGCCAAGCGACAAAAUCAGGGUUCUGGUUUCGCUGUAUUAUAAUGAAAUGAAUUUCCAAACAUUUACUAUUAAUCACAAUGCCUGAGAAAAAAUAUUCCAAAUAAUUCUGUAUGCCGCGCGCGCGCGCGAAUCAAAUGCAUUCAAAAUAUUUUCUUUGGGUAUUGAAACCUAUAUCAGUAUAUAUUUUUGAGAAAAUUUUAUGUGUUUCGAGAAAUUGUAAAGUAAAAAC